Molecule: messenger RNA, 4188 nt
Organism: Cucurbita maxima (winter squash)
Lineage: Eukaryota; Viridiplantae; Streptophyta; Magnoliopsida; Cucurbitales; Cucurbitaceae
Exons: 8
Coding region: 465-3944 (1159 amino acids)
Source: RefSeq, a predicted model, not a curated record
AAUACAAUCACAAAAUUAUUCAUACCGUGUUUGCCCAGGAUGUAUUACUUUUUCACGGUUUCGCAGAUCCGGUGCCUGCACGGAAGUCCGAGCCUCUUUGUUUACUGAUCCGGCAGUGGCAGAGAAGCCUUCUUCGCAUCUGCGGAUGUAAUUCAAUCGAUUCUAUGAGCGAUUCUGCUUCUACACAAUAGUGGCCCUUCGUCGAACGCGGAAUUCUAGUAUCCUUCGUCUUUGUCGUCAUAAUCGUUUUGUAAUUUCCAGGUACACUCACGUGGAACGAGAUUAAUCUUGUUUGGCCUUUGUUGGAACACUGUUUUUGAUUUUUUUAAAAAGUAAAAUCUUGCAUUCUGGCUUUUGGAAUUGUUCUUUGUAAACUGGAAAUUGAGUUAGGGUUUGUGGUGUUUGUUUAAACCUUUUCUGUUGGAAAUUCUGGGCACUUUGGGUAGUUCGGCAUUGAAAUAGGUAUGAAGGGGCAGUCUAACCGCCUCCAGAAUAUGGACCCUCCUGAUGAUUGGGUUAAUGGUUCGUGGACUGUGGAUUGCAUCUGUGGCGUCAAUUUUGAUGAUGGGGAAGAAAUGGUUAAUUGCGAUGAAUGUGGCGUUUGGGUGCACACAAGGUGUUCGCGUUACGUGAAGGGAGAUGAUAUUUUUGUUUGCGACAAAUGUAAGAGGAAGAACGAGAGGAAUGACUGUGAGGAGACCGAGGUUGCGCAGUUAUUGGUUGAACUUCCAACCAAAACCAUGAGCAUGGAGAGUACAUAUGUCUGUAAUGGCCCAUCCCAGCGUCCGUUCAGGCUUUGGACAGACAUACCGAUUGAGGAAAGAGUUCAUGUUCAUGGCGUUCCAGGUGGUGACCCUGCUUUAUUCAGCGGGUUGUCAUCGUUAUUUACUCCACAGCUGUGGAACUGCACUGGGUAUGUUCCAAAAAAAUUUAAUUUUCAGUACCGGGAGUUCCCCUGUUGGGAUGAGGACCAGAGCGACAAUACAGAUAAUGGGAAAAAUGAGAAUCCUGCUGACAAAGGUGCUGGUGUUCUUUUCUCUUUGUCUAAGGACAAUGUAUUGGCUACCCCUGUGGCAGCUUUGAUUGAUGUGAGAAGCAAAUCUAGGGAUGUUUUACGUGACAGGAAUGGGCUUUUGAGUGAAAAACAUGGUGUAAGUGAAGAUUUGGAUAGGCGUCCUGACAAUGGUGUGAGGGAGAGAAGCUUUCUUCGACCUCUGCUACAUUCUGGUAAGUGCAAAAAGGAAGACUACUUGGUAUCAAAAGAUCAAUCUGGGAAGAUGAAGUCUACGCCCUCUGAUAAGGUGACAAACAUGAAAAAGAGAAUUGAUCAUGCUUCUAAGAUCGACAGAGAUCAGAAGCAUGCGAGGGGCAAUAGUGAAAAUCCUAGGAACAAGAGUUCAAGGGAAAUGGUGGAUCGAGAAUUAUCAAAUGCAUAUCAUGUAGCAAAGAAAAAUAAUGAUAACCAUAGAGACAGUUGUGAGCUCUCUCCUGGUGUCGUAUCUUCUGAGAUAUCUAAAAACAACAGCGCCAUUGCAGUUGGACCGAAGGACGAAAAUGGAGCCCAAGUUUCUCUGGCGGUUGAGAAUUCCACUAAAAUUGAGGAUGAUGGACCGCCCCUCUUUGCAAAGAAAGAUGUUGGAAACAUUGUCGUGAAACAGGGAGGUGGUACAGCUCUUGACCAUUCGGAUGAUGGAGGAUUUUCUAGGACCAUUGUCAAGCCUUCUGUUGGAAGCUUAGCUAGCACUAAACUUGAAAGCAAGGAUGAUAAGAUUCAUGAUGAUGUUAAUUGCGUCAAUUCAAUUGAUUCAUCCCAUACAGAUGCCAAAUUUAAAAUAGAUAAGCAACUUGAUGUAUCUGGAGGAGCCUUAAACUUCCAGGCUUCGGCACAUUCGGAUGCUACAGAGAUGCAGAAAUGUAAUGAUCGUAUGCCUGAAAGUAAUAAGGUGAAUUCUGGUGGUGUAUCGUGCGGUUUGCAAGUGGGUAGCCAUAAGGCAGAAAAAAGUUCUGAAGGUGCUAGCAAUUAUCAUCUUGAAAAGGCUGAUGAACAACGUAGUAAUCCAUGUGUAUUUAAACAGGAGUGGGAUUGUCCAGAAGGCAGCACAACAGUACAUAUUAAUUAUUUGAAACCUCAAAAUGUCUCUGAAUUUGGUGAUGAAAAGCCAUCAAAAUCUAGUGGAAUGGCUUUACACCACCAUGUAUUACCUAGUCAACACAAAACGACACUAUGUGUUGGAAAAUCUUCCCCUGCAUCGUCAAAUGUUAUAAUUUCUAAACCAUCCAUGUCCAAUGAUCUAACACAUGAAGAUCCUGAAAACCUAGAAGGUACUGCUGCCAAACAUGAGGCAGUGCCCGGAAGUUGUGGUGGUAGUAGGAAAGAAUAUUCUUCAAAUGGCGUUGACAGAGUUGAAGAAAGGGAAAAACUGCCUAGGAGAAGAAUUAAAGAGCAUCCAAAAGAGUGCUUAAAUGCCGCUGCCAAUUCAUUAUACUCAGUUAGGGACUUGCAAGAUCCUAUUUCAAAAAGAAACACAUUGCACGUAAAAGAUUCUGUUGUGCUCUCAACGGUUAAGACACCCUUGGCACAUAAUGCACCAGAUAGUCCAGGGUACAGUGAGGCCAUUGAGUCGCAUCUCAAUCAUAAGGGUUUAACUUCACACAACAAGGUUUCAAGCUCAUGUUUACCACAAAGAGGUGACAAGCCUAACCAUCCUCCAUCUAAGGUCAAUCAGCGUCAUGCAACAGCGAUGUGUCCUCCAGCAACUACAAAUCCACCUGCUGUGCUGAGUGAUGAAGAGCUUGCCUUUCUUUUGCAUCAGGAGCUCAAUAGCUCACCUAGAGUACCUCGUGUGCCACGUUUGCGUCAGACAGGCAGCUCACCACAGUUGGGUUCUUCAAAUGCAACAAGCUUGCUAAUAAAACGCAGUUCUUCUAGGGGAAGAGAUUAUGCAUCGGUAAAAUAUGCUUCUAGAAUGAAAAACAGAGAUGCCUUGAGAGACACAUUUCGGAGUUCCCGUGAGCCUGAUGAUGAUGUUAAAAGAACUGAUGAAAUUCUGUCUUCCCCUGAUCAAAGAAGGCAAGAGACAAGUAAUCCUGCAGAAGCAUCUAAGAAGGAAGAGAGUGGAUCUCCUACAAGAUUGAAUGCACAUAAAAGAGGUCUUCUUUCAACUUAUGCUACAAAUACUGCAAGUAAUUCCGCAGAAGCAUCUAAGAGGGAUGAAAAUGGAUCUCCUUCAAGAUUGAAUGCUCUUAAAAAAGGUCUUCUUUCAGCCUAUGCUACAAAUACUGCAAGUAGUGGCCCAUCUUCAUCAAUGGAAGCAAAUGAUCAUAAUAAUUCAUCCAUACAUCAUUCACCAAGGAACACAUCUGAUGAUGACACAGGCACGGUUGGAGAAGGCCCUGUUCAUCCAACUUUACCUGGCUUAAUCAAUGAAAUUAUGAGCCAAGGAAGGCGUAUGACCUAUGAAGAACUAUGUAAUGCUGUUUUGCCGCACUGGCAUAACCUGAGGAAGCACAACGGAGAGCGUUAUGCUUAUUCGAGUCAUUCACAAGCUGUUCUUGAUUGUUUGAGGAACCGACAUGAGUGGGCUAGACUGGUUGACCGUGGUCCAAAGACAAAUUCAAGUAGGAAAAGGCGGAAAUUCGAUGUUGAAGAAUCUGAGGAUAGCGAAUACGGUAAAGGGAGACCUGUAAAGGUUGUAGAAAACAAAGGCCUCGAGUCUCAUAAAGAAGAGUUUCCAAAACGCAAGAGGAACACUCGAAAACGAAGAUUAGCUCUUCAAGGGAAAGGUAUAAAGGAUAUUAGGAAAAGACGCAAGACAGAGAUAUUUACUGAUGAUGAUGUCGGGCUGCUUUCCGAUUCAAGUGAUGGAAGCAUGUUCAGUGAGGACGAGCUGCAGGAUGUUGAUGAAUGUUCAGAAAGAAGAGAAGGUUCAGGUUCAGAUGAGUAGUUUGCACGGUAUUCUGCUAUCCAGAUUGGGGAUGUAAUUUAUUGUAUCCAAGUUAGAACAUGCCAAAUUCAAGGAAGUAGGGUGCAGCCUUUGUCACAUAGCUUCUGUAGUGUAUAACUUUUAUCAGAGCUAGGUACAUCUUAGAUUAGAUUUGUGAAUGUUGUAACUUGUGCAUAUAUGUAUUGAGUUCUAACAUUGUACGUGUAUUAAAUUUAUUGAAGUAUCAGCCUAUUCCUCUUCCAAA